CGUGGCGCGAAAUGGAAGCGUGUUUGAGGUGGUGCUGCUCACAGGCGACUUGUUCUCUUCACAAAUGCCAACAAACGGAGAUUUCAUGAGCACAUAAUCCGAGUGUUUGUGCGGUCAGGUCCUAACGUUAUGAAGGAAGCCUACCCCAAAGUUCAGGCCACAGCAGGCAUGGAGACCGUGUUUGAUGGGAUCAACAAGCAGCUGGAUUUUUCCAGCUGUGGAGAGGAGGGAAACAGCAGUGACACCACUUCAGAUGAGUGUGCCGUCAUCUGCAGUCCCAACCUGGCCUGCAGGACCCCCAAAGUGCAGCGCCACCGCAGCCAGAGCAACACGUUGACUUCACCUUUGCUGUGCACCAGCCCCAUACCUUAUGCCUCCUGGAAGAAGCUGAGGCUGUGCGACUCGCCCAGCACACCCAAGAGUUUGUUAUCAAAGUCGUCUCAGCUUUUCUCCAACAUAAAGUUAAGUCAUCGUCAGAGGACCGUGCGUUUAGCCUCGGCUGCUGCAAAUCUUCUGCAGGUUCCUUCAGUCAACGUGAAUCCUUUCACUCCUGACACGGUACGCAGAAAAAGUGAGCUGCUCUGGAGGCAAAGCAGCAGGAGCGAUGAUGAUGAAGAUUAUAGACGCAGACUGAAACACAGCCUCACGUCAUCUGAAGAGGAUGAUGAAGCUUUCCUCCCACCAAAGAGACGAGCCGUCCAAGCCUUCAUGCUGUCACGCUACGAGAGUGAGUUCCUGGAGGUGGAGUGCAUCGGCGUGGGCGAGUUUGGUACUGUCUAUAAGUGCGUGAAUCGGCUGGAUGGUUGCCUGUACGCCAUAAAACGCUCCCGACGACCCUUGGCAGGCUCUGCCAAUGAGCAGCUGGCUCUAAAGGAAGUGUAUGCACAUGCUGUUCUUGGCCAUCACCCACACGUCGUUCGCUAUUAUUCAGCAUGGGCAGAGGAUGACCACAUGAUUAUUCAGAAUGAAUACUGUGAUGGUGGAAGUCUCGGUGAUGUGAUUGCGAAGAAGGAGGCGCAAGGUGAACAGUUUACUGAAGCAGAACUGAAAGAUCUGCUUCUACAAGUGGCCAUGGGUCUGAAAUACAUCCACAGCUCAGGCCUCGUCCACCUGGACAUUAAACCAAGCAACAUUUUUAUUUGCCAGCAGCCCAGCACAAGUGCAGCGGAUGAGGGGGACAGUGAGGAGGAAGAUGAUGAAGGCACUUUGGCUGGAGUUCUUUACAAAAUUGGUGAUUUGGGUCAUGUGACUUUAAUUACUAGUCCUCAAGUGGAAGAGGGGGACAGUCGCUUUCUGGCUAAUGAAGUCCUUCAUGAGGAUUACCACCACCUGCCCAAGGCUGACAUAUUUGCUCUGGGCCUCACAGUUUUGCUGGCAGCUGGAGCUCCUCCUUUGCCUCAAAAUGGAGAUGAAUGGCACAGUCUUAGAAAGGGGCAUCUGCCCAAACUGCCCCAAGAGCUCUCGCCUCCCUUCAGAAGUUUGCUUCAGUCGUUGCUGGAUUCAGACCCAACAAAGCGCCCAUCUGCCAGGGAGCUUUGCAAGCACACGAUCUUGAGGGAGAAGAGGACUGAGAGGCUGGCUGCUCAGCUUCGCAGAGAGCUCAAUGUUGAGAAGUUCAGGACAGCCAUGCUUGAAAAAGAGCUCCAGGAAGCACGGCGGGCAGCUUUGUCACCAAAACAAGACGUUUCACCAGGAUUGAAGCCUCCUGCAAAGUUGGGGUCUCUGACUAGAUCAGGAAAGAGGCUUGUUGGCAGGAAGACUGAACGAUCUGUGAGCUUUGGUACUCCAGGAUAUGUAGUCUAGAGAGAGGAGUGAUCGCUUGUGACGUAAUGUGACUCUAAUAAAGUCUGUAGUUCUAAACAUGUAUUCUGCAUUAUAAUCCUAUUAG
This is a messenger RNA of Nematolebias whitei (Rio pearlfish), 1888 nucleotides long. It is a transcript of the gene wee2, whose product is annotated as WEE2 oocyte meiosis inhibiting kinase. Gene Ontology annotation, molecular function: magnesium ion binding; non-membrane spanning protein tyrosine kinase activity; ATP binding. Gene Ontology annotation, biological process: mitotic cell cycle; regulation of meiosis I; protein phosphorylation. NCBI's taxonomy places the organism in Eukaryota, Metazoa, Chordata, Actinopteri, Cyprinodontiformes, Rivulidae. The coding region runs from base 130 to 1803 and encodes 557 amino acids. The transcript has 12 exons. The record is from RefSeq and is a predicted model, not a curated record. Gene Ontology annotation, cellular component: nucleus.